AUGGCCCAGAACAAGCUGAGAAACGACGAAGCGAUGAGCUCGACAGAAUCGAACAGCUCUGGCGGCAGCGAUGCCGACUGGAAUGACGCCGAGUCGGAUCACGAAGAGCCACUCGCCAUUGUGUCUCUGCUGGACGAUACCGUUUUCGCCGACGUCACCAGCAUGCUGGAGCACUGCAAGAAGCAAUACGACUUCGACUUCGUUGGAGUCCAGAGACGCCUAUCACUUGACUUCCAUGGAAGCGUGAGGCUUGUCAACUUCAUCCGUCAGAGGGUACUCGACGGUGUUUCUCUGCCUGUACCCAUCCGUUUGGAGGAUAUUGAUCAUGACCAGUAUCUGAAGCCCGUAGUGGAAGAUGAUGCCCUCAUCAUGUCUCUAGACGAGCUGCAUGUUGAUGACCAUGUUGAGCCGUCGAGUAAGGAGGGCUCCGUCUUAACAGGUGAAGUGCCAUCUACACAGUCGCUCCUCGCCAGCAAGAGCGAGCUAGAGCGGGAACUGGCGGCCGUCAAAGCGCAAUUUGCAAACUACCGCACUGCCGUGGAGCAGACACUGGACCGCCGCUGGGGCGACGACACCGAUCCUGGUCCCGCAGCACCGCCCCGGGACCAGUCGCAGUACUACUGGGAGUCGUACGCUGAUAAUGAUAUCCACGAGACUAUGCUCAAGGACGUUGUUCGUACGGAUGCCUACCGUGACUUCGUUUACGAGAACAAAGCACUUUUCAAGGGCAAGGUCGUUCUUGACAUUGGCUGCGGCACUGGCAUUCUGAGCAUGUUUUGUGCCAAGGCUGGUGCUAAAAUGGUGUACGCUGUCGACAAGUCUGAUAUCAUUGACAAAGCACGCGAAAAUGUUUUCCACAAUGGCUUGUCCGACACUAUCACCCUGCUCAAGGGCAGGAUCGAGGACAUCAGCCUUCCUGUCGACAGUGUAGACAUCAUCAUCAGCGAGUGGAUGGGAUACUGUCUUCUCUACGAAGCCAUGUUACCUAGCGUCCUUUAUGCUAGGGACAAAUAUCUGAGGCCCGAUGGCAUAUUGGUCCCUAGCGUGUCUACCAUAUGGGUGGCGCCAGUAUCAGACCCAGAAUUCGUCGCGGACCAUGUUUCCUUUUGGGACGACGUCUACGGCUUCGACAUGAAGGCCCUCAAGGCCGGAAUCUACGACGAAGCCCGCAUCGACAUCUGGCCUUCAUCGACAAUUUGCGGCGCGCCGGCUCAAAUUUCGUACCUUGACCUUCACACAGUCAAAGCCGAAGAGCUGAACUUUACUGCGCAGUGGACCUCGACUCUAUCUCGCGACAUUGCUGCACUCGACGGAUUUCUCAUCUGGUUUGACUGCUUCUUUACUAAAACCCGGGCGGAGACCAUUCCGCCCGGAGUUGAGGCCAAACCCAGGACGGGCAAGGACCAGUCGCCCGUUGUCUUCACCACCGGACCAUACGGACCCGACACUCACUGGAAACAGGGGUUUCUGCUAGCGGAUCAGAGUAAAGGAUCCGUUGCUGUGAAAUGUGACACGAAGGUAUCAGGCGAGGUCACCUUCAAGGCGCCCGAGGACAACCCUAGAGCGCUGAGAAUUUCCACCACAUGGACGACUGGUGACACAGAACAGAUGUCGCAGACAUGGAAGUUGCGGUGA
Molecule: messenger RNA, 1635 nt
Organism: Verticillium dahliae VdLs.17
Lineage: Eukaryota; Fungi; Ascomycota; Sordariomycetes; Glomerellales; Plectosphaerellaceae
Product: HNRNP arginine N-methyltransferase
Exons: 4
Coding region: 1-1635 (544 amino acids)
Biological process (GO): peptidyl-arginine methylation
Cellular component (GO): nucleus
Molecular function (GO): protein-arginine N-methyltransferase activity
Source: RefSeq, a predicted model, not a curated record